AAACACCCCCUAAACCUAAUAUAGCAACUUUUCUUAGUCGAUGUUUAGGUUGUCUGAGAGUGCAUCUAAAGAAUCCAAACACCCCCUAAACCUAACAAAGGAGAACAUUUCUCCCCGCAGAAAUUAAGCCCCUUUUACGUUUCUCUUUUACCCUAAUUUUUGUUUCUAAGAUUCAAACAUCAUGGAGACUGAAGGACAGAGAAGCUCGUCGAAUCCUUCACAAGUCCUGACAUCUCUGAUGAGUAAAAGAGAGAAACUUCAAGAAGAGCUAAGAGGCAUCGAGAAGCAGGUGCAUGAGCUGGAAACAAGCUAUUUGCAAGACUCAAGUCAGGGUGGCAAUGUACUGAAAGGUUUUGAAGGGUUCCUAUCUUCAACUAAGAGCACCACAAAUCUAAAGCGCUCCAGGAAGUUCCAGCCUGAGGAUCGGCUGUUCUCGCUAUCAUCUGUUACAUCACCAGCAGUUGAAGAACAUAUGGUUGGACGAGAUGAUGGAAGGUCAGAUUUUGGUCUAGGCCGGUCAAAAGGCGCUGGUGCAAAUGGACAGGGAAAACCAAAGAAGGGUGGUGGGAGAAAUACACCCAGAGAUAUAAGGAGAAUCAGGCCAUCAAGUGAACAUGAUAUGGACGACGAAGAUGAUCUAGAUUUGAGCUUGAGAUGAUUGACUGGGUGUUUCUAGUUGCCAUUCUAUAGGCAUAGAAUUAUAUUACGGCGACAUGUGAAGGGGGCAAAUGUCAGCUAUAAAGAGCGAUUAACCAUGCACGAACAGCGCCAAGCAUCCACACAGACAAAAUUAGUCGAACCUCUGGGGUCAAGUAUAAGAAUCACCUUGAUGCGGAUUACCACUUGGUUUCUUAUAAUUCAGAAUUUUGUUCUUAACUUGGCCCCAGGGCGCCUUUUAGUCCCAGACUUGAUACAACCAACUUGUAAGCAGCUUGCUUGGUGUAGACUUUUUGUUUAGCUGCGACACACUGGCAUUUACUAUGAUGCUUCUUGCAGAUAUCCAAAUGGCCAGUUAACUUAUUUCAAGUAAACUCGGUGGUCUUCGUCAAUAUAAUCAUCAAG
Papaver somniferum (opium poppy) is the source of this 1062-nucleotide messenger RNA. Its product is annotated as chromatin modification-related protein eaf6-like. Gene Ontology annotation, cellular component: histone acetyltransferase complex. The record is from RefSeq and is a predicted model, not a curated record. Lineage: Eukaryota; Viridiplantae; Streptophyta; Magnoliopsida; Ranunculales; Papaveraceae. The coding region runs from base 182 to 658 and encodes 158 amino acids. The transcript is spliced from 8 exons.